Molecule: messenger RNA, 996 nt
Organism: Sorex araneus (European shrew)
Lineage: Eukaryota; Metazoa; Chordata; Mammalia; Eulipotyphla; Soricidae
Product: quinone oxidoreductase PIG3-like
Exons: 5
Coding region: 1-996 (331 amino acids)
Molecular function (GO): quinone reductase (NADPH) activity; NADPH binding; quinone binding
Source: RefSeq, a predicted model, not a curated record
AUGCUAGCGGUGCACUUUGACCGGCCGGGGGGCCCCGAAAACCUUUACCUCAAGGAAGUGCCCACACCGAGACCCGGGGAGGGAGAAGUGCUCCUGAAGGUGGCCGCCAGCGCCCUCAACCGAGCCGACCUGCUCCAGAGACAAGGCCAGUACUCGCCGCCCCCAGGAGCCAGCAGCAUUUUGGGACUCGAAGCCUCCGGACAUGUGGCGGAGCUGGGGCCCGGCUGCCGGGGCCCCUGGAAGAUCGGGGACGCAGCCAUGGCUCUGCUGCCCGGCGGGGGCCAGGCUCAGUAUGUCACCGUGCCCGAGGGGCUCCUCAUGCCUGUCCCGAAGGGCCUGAGCCUGCCCCAGGCAGCGGCCAUCCCCGAGGCCUGGCUCACGGCCUUCCAGCUGCUGCACUGUGUGGGAGGCGUGAAAGAGGGCGAGACAGUGCUCAUCCAUGCUGGCACGGGUGGUGUGGGCACUGCCGCCAUCCAGCUCACCAGACUGUUUAAAGCCAUCCCCCUGGUGACCACAAGCCCCCAGGAGAAAAUCGAGAUGGCCAAGCGGCUGGGCGCUGAGGCCGGGUUUGACUACAAGACGGAGGACUUCUCGGAGGAGGCACUGAAGUUCACAAAGGGUGUGGGCGUCAACGUGAUCCUGGACUGCAUCGGGGGCUCGUACUGGGAGAAGAACGUGCACUGCCUGGCCCCCGAUGGCCGCUGGGUUCUCUACGGCCUCAUGGGGGGAGGCGAAGUCAACGGGCCGCUCCUCUCCAAGCUCCUGUGCAAGCGAGCGAGUCUGCAGGCCAGCCUGCUGCGGGCCAGGGACAAGAAAUAUAAGGAGGCGCUGGUGCGGUCGUUCACCGACAAAGUGCUCACCCACUUCUCCCCGGAGAGCGCCGUGCGGCUGCAGCCCGUGCUGGACAACACCUUCCCGCUGGCGGACGUGCGGAAGGCCCACGAGCGCAUGGAGGCCAACCUGAACGUGGGCAAGAUUAUCCUGGAGAUGCCCUGA